UUUAAAGUUGGAACAUCGUGAACGUACAAUCCUGUGCUCAUCAUGACCGGAAGAGGAAAGGGAGGAAAAGGUCUGGGUAAAGGAGGAGCCAAGCGUCACCGAAAAGUGCUGCGGGAUAACAUCCAGGGCAUUACCAAGCCCGCCAUCCGCCGUUUGGCUCGGCGCGGAGGAGUGAAACGUAUCUCCGGCCUCAUCUACGAGGAAACCCGUGGCGUCCUGAAAGUAUUUCUGGAGAAUGUGAUUCGUGAUGCGGUCACUUACACUGAACACGCCAAGCGUAAGACCGUCACCGCUAUGGAUGUGGUGUAUGCUCUGAAGCGUCAGGGCCGCACUCUGUACGGUUUUGGAGCUGCGAAGAAGUCUGGCAAGGCCCAGAAAAAUAUUUCCAAGUCCGACAAGAAAAAGAAGCGCAAGACCCGCAAGGAAAGCUACGCUAUUUACAUCUACAAAGUGUUGAAGCAAGUCCACCCGGAUACUGGCAUCUCUUCGAAGGCCAUGAGCAUCAUGAACAGUUUCGUCAACGAUAUCUUCGAACGCAUUGCUGCUGAGGCAUCCCGCUUGGCGCACUACAACAAGCGUUCGACGAUCACGUCCCGCGAAAUCCAAACCGCUGUUCGUCUGCUGCUGCCUGGUGAGCUUGCCAAGCACGCCGUCUCCGAAGGAACGAAGGCUGUCACAAAGUACACCAGCUCGAAAACGUACAAUCCUGUGCUCAUCAUGACCGGAAGAGGAAAGGGAGGAAAAGGUCUGGGUAAAGGAGGAGCCAAGCGUCACCGAAAAGUGCUGCGGGAUAACAUCCAGGGCAUUACCAAGCCCGCCAUCCGCCGUUUGGCUCGGCGCGGAGGAGUGAAACGUAUCUCCGGCCUCAUCUACGAGGAAACCCGUGGCGUCCUGAAAGUAUUUCUGGAGAAUGUGAUUCGUGAUGCGGUCACUUACACUGAACACGCCAAGCGUAAGACCGUCACCGCUAUGGAUGUGGUGUAUGCUCUGAAGCGUCAGGGCCGCACUCUGUACGGUUUUGGAGGUUAAAUUUAUCUCUAUAAAACUUCCAUGUGGAGUCUCAAAUCAAACGGUCCUUUUCAGGA
Messenger RNA from Anopheles arabiensis, 1085 nucleotides. RefSeq lists its product as uncharacterized. Gene Ontology annotation, cellular component: nucleosome. Gene Ontology annotation, biological process: nucleosome assembly. Lineage: Eukaryota; Metazoa; Arthropoda; Insecta; Diptera; Culicidae. The record is from RefSeq and is a predicted model, not a curated record. Gene Ontology annotation, molecular function: DNA binding; structural constituent of chromatin; protein heterodimerization activity. The transcript is spliced from 3 exons. Bases 43 to 1029 code for a protein of 328 amino acids.